GGCUGUUCCCGCAGUUUUGCGCCGUACUCGGCCGGCGUGAUCCGGCCUCACGCCUUCCCUGGAUUAACUGCGUGGAUGUACGCGCGAAGCCAAUUGUCGACGGCGAGUGUCGCCGUCGCCUCUUGAAUGGGCCCACACCCGGAGCUGGAGCGGCUAGUGGGGCCGUGCCUCAUCGCACGCGGCGGUUCGCGCCGCGGCCGCGGACCACGUGCGGGCUCUGCCUGGACCGGCGUGCCGCUCAUAGCGUUGGCGCCGUCCACGCUCGACGACCAAAUUGUGUCGCUGUCGCAGCUCGCGCUCCACGCGCAGGGCUCGCCGCUCGUGUUCGCGUCGUCGACGUCGUCGAGAAGAAGUACGACGACUCCCUCGGAGGAUAUACACGACCGUUCGCCGCCGUCGACUCCGGACUCUGGAGGUAGUGUGGCCUCGUGCGAGGACACGCCUGGUGCGGCGCCGCUGCCCCGUGUGAUAAAACCGCGCAAAAGACGCAAGCGGGAACGCAGGUUGUCGGAACACAGGGGAUAUCCCAAUCAGCCGUCCCGUCUGUGUGCAUGCGUCAGGUGUAAGGAACCAACGUUGCCCGUGUGUCUGACGCCGCCGCGGUCGCCGCUCGGGCCUGGUUUCGACUUCGACGACUUCGUCUCGCAGCCAUUCACUUCAUCUCAUCCCCCGCAAAGACCAUGGAUCGCAGUUGCCCAUCCUACUCGAACACAAACAUCAACUGUAUUUACUGUGAUGUGCUACAAUGUGUUGUGUGACAAGUAUGCUACAAGACAGGUGUAUGGUUACUGUCCAUCUUGGGCUCUCGGAUGGGAGUACAGAAGAAAAGGAAUAAUGGACGAAAUCAGGCACUACGCAGCUGACAUCAUUUCAUUGCAGGCAGUGGAAACUGAACAGUUUCACGGCUUUUUUCUACCGGAACUAAAGAGGGACGGCUACGAUGGGAUCUUCUCGCCAAAGUCAAGAGCCAAGACCAUGUCUGAAAGCGAUAGGAAGCAUGUUGACGGCUGCGCUAUCUUCUAUAGAACAAACAAAUUCACCCUACUGAAAGAACAUCUGGUAGAGUUCAAUCAACUGGCCAUGGCAAAUGCUGAAGGUUCCGACGAUAUGCUAAAUCGGGUAAUGACCAAGGACAACAUUGGUUUGGCUGCUCUCCUGCAAAUCAAAGAUUCUGCUUUUGACAACGUGAACAUGGAUGGUAAAAGCUGCCUGCCACAACAACAGCCCCUUUUGGUGUGUACUGCCCAUAUCCAUUGGGACCCCGAAUACUGUGAUGUGAAGCUCAUUCAGACGAUGAUGCUUAUGCGAGAGUUGAGAAGUAUUCUUGAGGAAGCUGGUCAAAGCUUGCGCAACCUACAUCGACGGACCCCGUCCGAUGCAAAUAGUAUUCCCCUUCUGCUUUGCGGCGAUCUCAAUUCCUUGCCUGAAUCUGGUGUGAUAGAGUUCUUGAAGACAGGUCAUGUGUCAGCCGACCACCCUGACUUUAAGGAGCUGGGCUACAAAGACUGCCUGAGGAAGAUGUGCUUGGAAUCGGAUGCACUCAUUGGAAACACUUACACCCAUCCCUUCAGGAUCAGAGAGGCUUACACAGACGGUGUCAUGCCCUACACCAACUAUACGUUUGACUUCAAGGGAGUCAUCGACUACAUCUUCUUCUCGCGUCAACACAUGUCUGUGCUCGGGGUACUCGGACCCCUGGACCCACAGUGGUUGCAGGACAACAAAGUGGUUGGGUGUCCACACCCUCACGUUCCCUCCGAUCACUUCCCUCUUCUGGCUCAGCUGGAGAUGACCCUCCCAAACGGCCUGGUCCAGAGGAGGUAGCACACAGUUGGCAUCACUCAUUGCAUGGCGUGGCACAUCGCAUUCUGUCCCUGUGAUGCGCCACGACGUGCCUCUCACCGCUCAUCCAGGAACACUUCUUAACCCACUGCCGCCUUCCAGCACUGCUUCGCCCUGUGCCGUGUAUAUAGAUUCACUAGCUUUAAUUCACCCACCCACCUCAUCAAAUACAAAAGAGAGCCCACAACACAAGGCGCACAAAAAAGUACGAGUGCACUGAAGCUUGUUGACGCAGUUACGUCAUACGUCACUUGGGAGUGUCCAAGAAAACAAGACAUUGAAGGACACCCCAAAAAUAAAAGUAUCAUUCCUGUACUGCGUGUGACAUUGUCGAUGACUUGUAUUGCAGGUGGGCACCCGGAAUGCCCCUUUUAACGCACCUUCCACCUGCAGGUUAAGGGGCUGCGGUAAUGUGUUACCGUCGGGUGUAUUGCCACCCGCAUUGUUUGCCACCUUUGAUGUGCCGCCAGUGAUGAAGAGCAUGAGAUAGUUGUGAACCGUAGAAUGUAAAAAACAGUGUACUAGCUAAGCGUGCAGAUUGAUUUCCGUUGUUCCUCACGUGUCGCUCUCAAGCGAAUGCCGUCCAUGAAAGUGUUUUUUUCUUGUAGAAAACUAAACUUUUUACACAAAAAGGCAGCAAAAAAAAAGGAAUGCAAAAAAUGCGGUGCAGAUGAUGAUGGUACAUGAUUUGUCAGCAGCUGGUGUGUGUCAAGGCAUGUGUGUUUGUUCUUUUACGAGAACAAGCGUGUGAGGAGAUUAAAUCCAUUGUCUCGUAUGACAUUCGUUGAAACGCACAACUGUGUCACCAGGUGGCACACCUUAAUGUAGGCUGCUUUGCAAUCUGCACUUGCCUUCAGACGCACGGCCUUCAAAAUCUUGUGUUGAGAUGAUGAUCUGCUCCGUAGUGAACUAUAAACUGGAUAAUAUUAUGCAAAAUAAAAAGUAAAUUGAAGGAAUGGAAUUUUUGAAAGGCAGGUGUCAUGGGGCUGCUUUGUAUGGCAUUGACAUUGUCACUACUUAUCGGAAGAUCAGUGUUUUGGUUGGCAGUCGGUGUGGCUUGUAAUGCCUGAGAGUUGGUGCGUGAGUGUAGGUGUUAGUGUAUCUCUGUCUCCCUUUUUGCGAACAACAAACAGAAGCGAACAAUUUAUAAUUUCUUUGAAUCUUCUUUUUUUUUUUUAAUUAAACUGAUUUCAGAGAGGGAACACUUCAUCUUUUCAUGCUAGUAGCCUCAGAUUUCUUUCCUGUUUCAACGAGCACCUGUUUCUUCCUGGAUAGAUGAGUAAAGGAUUUGUCAUGGGGGCUACGACGAGAUUUGCAUGGCUGUGGGAAGUUGUACGUUUUCUAUUUGGAGUGGUUGACACGAUUUCCUAUUUUGUAUAUUUGAGGUCAACAAGAAAUUUUUUUCUGACACUUUUCUUCCAGGUGUGUAGAUAUAUCCUGCUUUUAUGAACAUUCAGAAUUGGAGAGCCCUUUUGUACAAUAUUUUAGUGUACAUAGUUCCUUCAACCUAGAGCAUUUUUAGCAGCAGAGCAUGGACAUGCAUGGCGUUAACUUUCAAAGUCUGUUUUGUAACAUAGCCUGGCAUCAUUCACUGUACAAACGGAGUCGAUUUUCUUCGGCAGCUGUGCAUCCAGAGUGCACUGGUGCUAACUUGUUGCAAAUCAGUUAAAUUGUGUACUGAAAAUUGACUUGUUUGCUGUUCAUUCUAAACGGAUUCCUUCUUUCUUGAACGUGGAUGUGUUGUGGAGCCCCUUUCCUGUGGUUGUCCUGAGUAGUUUUCUAGCAGUAAAAUAAACUUGUGAAUGCUA
Ornithodoros turicata is the source of this 3650-nucleotide messenger RNA. It is a transcript of the gene twin, whose product is annotated as CCR4-NOT transcription complex subunit 6-like. The transcript has 8 exons. Gene Ontology annotation, molecular function: poly(A)-specific ribonuclease activity; protein binding. NCBI's taxonomy places the organism in Eukaryota, Metazoa, Arthropoda, Arachnida, Ixodida, Argasidae. The record is from RefSeq and is a predicted model, not a curated record. Bases 127 to 1824 code for a protein of 565 amino acids. Gene Ontology annotation, biological process: nuclear-transcribed mRNA poly(A) tail shortening. Gene Ontology annotation, cellular component: CCR4-NOT complex; nucleus; cytoplasm.